GGUCCUCUCUUACACCGAAAUCAAAGUUACAGAUGAAGAUGACAUAUAUUAAGUGGGUCUUGAGGCUGUUUACUGUUUUAUUAAUACUGAAUUGCGUGGUUUUGGUCUAUUACAAGGAGCACAACACCUCUGGAGAUGAGACGGGAGAAGGUUUUUCACAGUUGCAUUGCAAAACAGUCCGUCAGGCAUUUUCCAUCAUCACUCCAGCAAGCAGUAAUUUGAGUACUGAUAUGACGAGCUUCUCUGAGAAAGUCUCUGAGUUAUUGAGCUGCCCAUACAAGUCUAAUAUCACCCAGAAGGAGCUGAAUAGAGUAUUGUUGCGUUCUUGUUGUAAUGCCUCAGGCGAUUUAUACCUGACGAAGCAAAACACAGCUGUGCAUCAGAUAAUUCCCUAUGAGUCUGAUGUAUAUCCCAACUACACAAUGAAUGAAGCACUUCACAACAUGUUACCUGAGGCCUUUCCCUGGAGUGAGCGUCCUCUGGGUCGAUGUGCUGUGGUGGGCAGUGGAGGGAUUCUGAAGAACAGCAAUUGUGGAAGAGAGAUUGACAGCGCUGACUAUGUCAUCAGGUUUAACAUGGCACCCGUUAAUGACAGUGAUGUUGGGCUAAAAACUGAUUUAAUCACAGUCAAUCCCAGUCAGAUCCGGAGAGGCUACAGAAAUGCUCAAAAGCAGCCAGGUCCUUUAAUGCGGCGUGUGACUGUCUACGGGGAUGCAUCUCUGAUCAUGCCUGCUUUUGCAAGCCCGUUAAACACUCGAUUGUCAAUCAGCACUCUCAAAGCGCUCUGGCCUCCCAACCCUGAGAUGCAGGUGGUCUUCUUUAGCUCUAGCUACCUCAAGAAGUUGGACCGUUUCUGGAAAGGGCGUGGCCUGAAUGGGCGACGCCUCUCCACAGGUUUUAUGCUAAUUAAUGUUGCACUAGAGCUGUGUGAUCAUGUGCACGUUUAUGGAUUCUGGCCGUUUGACAUCAAUCUGGAAAAGCAGAUUGUUCCACAUCACUAUUUUGACAACAUAGGACCCAAAAUUGGUAUUCACUCCAUGCCAGAGGAAUUUCUCCGCUUGCUACAGCUCCACAGCCAGGGGGCGCUAACACUGCACCUGCAGCCCUGCUCAUAAUCUGCGUAUUGACUGAACUGUGCUUUGUCUCUCUUGGUUAUUUAAAUUAUUAAAACUAAGUCUUUCUAUAACAUUUACAAGGGGUAAAUGAGCUGUACAUGGACACUUAACUGGCUUGAUGUGUACAUGUUGAUCUGUUGAAAUUAAACAAGAAUAUU
Molecule: messenger RNA, 1273 nt
Organism: Rhinichthys klamathensis goyatoka
Lineage: Eukaryota; Metazoa; Chordata; Actinopteri; Cypriniformes; Leuciscidae
Product: alpha-2,8-sialyltransferase 8F-like
Exons: 7
Coding region: 33-1115 (360 amino acids)
Biological process (GO): oligosaccharide metabolic process; N-glycan processing
Molecular function (GO): alpha-N-acetylneuraminate alpha-2,8-sialyltransferase activity
Source: RefSeq, a predicted model, not a curated record